Heterobilharzia americana is the source of this 378-nucleotide messenger RNA. The record is from the annotation of a GenBank genome assembly. Lineage: Eukaryota; Metazoa; Platyhelminthes; Trematoda; Strigeidida; Schistosomatidae.
AUGAAGUUGGUGAGGUUUCUUAUGAAAUUGUCCCACGAGACGGUGACAAUAGAGCUAAAAAAUGGUACACAAGUCCAUGGGAGUAUUGCUGGAGUUGAUGUGUCAAUGAAUACGCAUAUGCGAUCUGUAACGCUGACACUUAAAAAUCGAGAUGCGAUUAAUCUGGAUACUUUGACUGUUCGUGGAAACAAUAUAAGGUACUUCAUUCUCCCCGAAAGCCUCCCAUUGGACACACUUCUUAUUGAUGAAGGGCCGCCAAAAAGAAAACCUGGACGUGAAGAACGUCCUACCAUUCGGGGUCGUGGCCGAGGUCUUAUUCGUGGGCGUGGACGUGGGGGUCCUCGGGGUCGUGGGCGUGGCCCACCAAUGCGUUUCUAA